Messenger RNA from Cylas formicarius (sweet potato weevil), 1497 nucleotides. Its product is annotated as persulfide dioxygenase ETHE1, mitochondrial. Bases 327 to 1112 code for a protein of 261 amino acids. The record is from RefSeq and is a predicted model, not a curated record. The transcript is spliced from 6 exons. Lineage: Eukaryota; Metazoa; Arthropoda; Insecta; Coleoptera; Brentidae. Gene Ontology annotation, molecular function: sulfur dioxygenase activity. Gene Ontology annotation, biological process: hydrogen sulfide metabolic process; glutathione metabolic process.
CGACUCUGGGUCCUAAAAAGUUUUCUUAAAGAUUAAAAUAAAUGUAACCGUUAGAUGACGCAACUGUUAACGAUUUCAGAAACAGCAAAAUCAAUUCCUAUAUGCAAUUACACAAUCUAAAUUAUUUCCAAAUACCCAGGGAAACGUGACGACGUUACUUGCUUAAAGAUUCAAAAAUAAAUAGGCGCCGGUGGUGUUUUAAUUCUAUUCACCGCAGUCUCCUGCUUUAAAUCCAUGUUGGCCUUGACACCACUGUGUGUCAUCUCCAGUGCCUAAAACCUUGUAUAAAAAAAACGCAAACGAGAACCAGAUAAAAUAUUUAAAAGAUGGUAUUACAAGUCAUCAGAUUCUUUAACAAAGUUUUCACGCGUCGAGUGAGCAGUCAUACUAGGAGUAUAAUCUUCAGGCAGCUGUUCGAUGACGUCAGCAGCACGUACACUUACCUCUUGGGUUGUCCAAUCACUAGAGAGUGCCUGCUUAUAGAUCCAGUAGUAGAACACUCUAAGCGGGAUUUUAAGUUGACCAAAGAUCUAAGGCUUCAGCUUAAAUUCGCCAUUAAUACUCAUAUGCACGCCGACCAUAUAACGGGCACUGGGUACUUGAAGGCGCUUUCUGGAUGUAAAAGUGUAAUUUCCAAGGCCAGUGGCGCACAGGCAGACAUAUUAAUCGAUGAAAGUGAUAUAAUCCAGUUUGGUGAUCAUAUUCUCAAAGUUUUCAGCACGCCAGGACAUACCAACGGGUGUUGUACCUACUAUCUUCCGGAACAAGAAAUCGCAUUUACCGGCGACGCUCUUCUAAUUCGCGGUUGCGGUCGAACGGAUUUUCAAGAAGGCAAUCCCAGGACAUUGUACAGAAGCGUACACGACAAAAUAUUUACCCUACCAAAGAACACGAUAUUGUACCCCGCUCACGACUAUCACGGAAUGAUGUGCACCUCCGUUGAUGAAGAAAAACGUCUGAAUCCACGAUUGACGAAGAGCGAGGACGAAUUUGUGGAAAUCAUGAACAACUUAAAUCUGGGCUAUCCUAAGCAGAUCGAUAAGGCCCUUCCGGCGAACAAAGUUUGCGGAGUAUUCGACAUCCCGAAGGACGAACCACUGGAUGAAGUCUAACCGCGGCCGCUUGCUAUAGGAACUGCACUAAAAUUCAAUUUAUUACGUUCCAAUCAUAAUAGGAUUGUUUCGAAAGUUGCGAUCUGGUUUGGGGUUUUUAGAGCCAGGGGAUAAUAAUUGUAUCAUGAGUAACUUUGGGUUUAGAGAAAGAAACGUCGCUUGUUGCAUCGAUCACUUCUUGAUAGUCCUGUUCGUGAUUGACCAAUAUUGUAUCGACUUGUAAUUAUAUACUACUUUAUCAACUCUAUAUCUUGUAGAAUAUUCAUGCCUUGUACAUACAGUAGUUAAUUUUUUAUUAUAGGAAAGAUUAUAAACUGAAUGGAUUUUUCAAAAUCAUAUUUUGAUGUUUCAAAAAAAGAUCAUAUUGUUAUCAAUAAAAUUUGGA